AGGGCCCAGUUGGUGGAGCAGCAGAAAUGUCUGGACCAGCAGACGGAGAUGCGGGUCCAGCUGUUGCAGGACCUGCAGGACUUCUUCAGGAAGAAGGCAGAGAUUGAAAUGGAAUACUCUAGAAACCUGGAGAAACUGGCCGAACGCUUCAUGGCAAAAACGCGCAGCACCAAGGACCACCAGCAGUACAAGAAAGACCAGAACCUGCUGUCACCGGUCAACUGUUGGUACCUGCUGCUGAAUCAAGUCCGGCGGGAGAGCAAGGACCACGCCACUCUGAGCGACAUCUACCUCACAACGUCUCAUGAGGUCAUGCAGAUCAGCGAGGACUCCACACGGCUGCUCAAAAAGAGCAAGGAAAUAGCCUUUCAACUCCAGGAAGACUUAAUGAAAGUCCUGAAUGAGCUGUACACAGUGAUGAAGACCUACCACAUGUACCACUCGGAGAGCAUCAGCGCCGAGAGCAAGCUGAAGGAGGCGGAGAAGCAGGAGGAGAAGCAGAUCGGCAGGGGCGAUCCCGUCUUCAGCAUCCGCAUGGAGGACAAAUAUCAGAGGCGCAGCUCGGUCAAGAAGAUCGAGAAGAUGAAGGAGAAGCGUCAAGCCAAGUACUCCGAGAACAAGCUGAAGUCGAUCAAAGCGCGGAACGAGUACCUGCUGACGCUGGAAGCAACAAACUCAUCUGUCUUCAAAUACUACAUCCACGACCUGUCCGACCUCAUCGAUUGCUGUGAUUUAGGCUACCACGCCAGUCUGAACCGGGCCCUCCGGACCUACCUGUCGGCGGAGUACAACCUGGAGACGUCGCGCCACGAAGGUCUGGACAUCAUCGAAAACGCGGUGGACAGCCUGGACCCGAGGAGCGACCGGCAGCGCUUCAUGGAGAUGUUCCCCACGGCUUUCUGUCCACCCACCAAGUUCGAGUUCCAGGCUCACAUGGGAGACGAGGUGUGUCAGAUCUCGGUGCAGCCGCCGGUGAACGGGGAGCUCAUCCUCAGAUUCCAGCAGCUGCAGUCUCGCCUGGCAACUCUCAAGAUUGAAAACGAAGAGAUAAAGAAGACGUCAGAGGCCACGCUGACCACCAUCCAGGACAUGGUGACCAUCGAAGACUACGACGUGUCCGAGUGUUUCCACCACAGCCGCUCCACCGAAUCGGUCAAGUCCACCGUGUCGGAGACGUACCUCAGCAAACCCAGCAUCGCCAAGAGGAGGGCCAAUCAGCAGGAAACAGAGCAGUUCUACUUCAUGAAAUUCCGUGAGUUUCUGGAGGGCAGCAAUCUCAUCUCCAAACUGCAGGCCAAACACGACUUGCUGAAGAGGACGCUUGGCGAAGGCCACAGAGCUGACUACAUGACCACAAGCCGCGGACGACGGAACUCACACACUCGACAUCAGGACUCCGGACAGGCGAUCCCUCGCGUGGUUGAAAGCUGUAUUCGUUACAUUAAUUUGUACGGCCUUCAACAUCAAGGAAUAUUUCGUGUGUCUGGAUCCCAGCUGGAAGUCAAUGACAUCAAGAACUCGUUUGAAAGAGGAAAUGACCCCCUGACAGACGACGAGAAUAAUCAUGACAUCAACUCAGUGGCUGGCGUUCUCAAACUCUACUUCCGGGGUCUGGAAAAUCCACUUUUCCCCAAAGAGAGGUUUAAUGAUCUGCUCUCAUGCAUCAGAAUAGACAAUCUGUAUGAGAGAGCGCUCUACAUCCGUAAAAUCCUCCUCACCAUUCCCAGAUCCGUUCUCAUCGUGAUGCGCUACCUCUUCGCCUUCCUCAACCACCUGUCCCAGUACAGUGAUGAGAACAUGAUGGAUCCCUACAAUCUGGCCAUAUGCUUCGGUCCCACGCUGAUGCCCACGCCAGACAGCCAGGACCAGGUCUCCUGCCAGGCGCACGUCAAUGAGAUCAUCAAGACCAUCAUCAUCCAUCAUGAGACCAUCUUCCCCGACGCCAAAGAACUGGACGGACCCAUUUAUGAGAAGUGCAUGGCGGGUGGAGACUACUGUGAGAGUCCCUACAGCGAGCAUGGGGCCCUGGAGGAGGUGGACAACGAGGGAGGGACGGAAACACACACCAGCGAGGAUGAGGGCGAGCCCAUUGAAGCGAUUGCCAAGUUCGACUACGUGGGGCGCUCCUCUCGAGAGCUGUCCUUCAAGAAGGGCGCCUCCCUGCUGCUGUACCAGCGAGCGUCCGAGGACUGGUGGGAGGGGCGGCACAACGGCAUCGACGGCCUGGUGCCACACCAGUACAUCGUCGUCCAGGACAUAGAUGACAACUUCUCAGACACUCUGAGUCAGAAGGCCGACAGCGAGGCCAGCAGCGGCCAUGCUGGGGAGGAGAAAUGCUCCGGAAAAGACAUCAGCUCGCCCACUGACGCCAGGAUCUCUGAGGCCUACAUCUCCAGGCAUCGGAAGCGGUCGGACCCUCCGUCCCGGCGGCCCCCCGCCCGCCCCAGCGACGUCCACUGCAUGGUGCACACCUCCCAGCAGAGCCACGGCGGGACCCCGGAGAUGGGCUCGCCCGUCCUGGGCCACUUCAGCCCGCGGGACAUGCUGCGGAGCCGCAACCACAUGCCCAUGGACAGCCCCGAGCGGCGGCGGCGCGCCGGCCACGGCAGCCUCACCAACAUCAGCCGGCACGAGUCGCUGAAGAAGAUGGAGAGCCCCCCGAUCCGGCGCUCCACCUCCUCGGGCCAGUACACGGGCUUCACCGACGCCCACCACCACCACCACCACGGCGGCAAGGCGCUGGACCCGGAGACCAUCGCACAGGACAUAGAGGAAACGAUGAACACUGCUCUGAACGAGCUGCGUGAGCUGGAGCGGCAGAGCUCGGCCAAGCACGCCCCCGACGUGGUGCUGGACACCCUGGAGCAGCGGCAGCCGUCCAGCGGCCCCACGCCGGCCAGCUCCAGCGAGUCCCUCAGCCCCAUCCACGGCGUCAUGCUGAGGCCCACCGCCAACGCCGAGCCGCCCAUCCGCCGCAGCACCAGCGCCUCCAGCGACACCAUGAGCACCUUCAAGCCCGUGGUGGCGCCGCGCAUGGGGGUGCAGCUCAAGCCCCCGGCGCUGAGGCCCAAGCCCAUGGUCCUCCCCAAGUCCAGCCAGGCCCCACAGCCCCCUCCCACGUCUCCUCAGGACCCUCUGGACAAGUCCUGCACCAUGUAACCUCCUUUUUCUUCAUAGAUGAACUAAUAAUUUUAUUUUUUCUGGUCUGCUGAUGAAGUAGCGGCUUUUACUGUGAAAGGGAGAUCUUUUUUGUUUUUUUUAAUCCCCUCAUGAGAUAAAAGUUAUUCAGGAAGAAGGGGGGGGGGAACAUGGAGCUCCUCGGGGUAAAAGGACGUCAGCAUGCCGCUCCGCCACGUCUCCCCGUGUCAGAUACUUCCAGGACCUCGUCCACCCUGUGACCCCUCGCCUUCUGAGAUGUGCUGAGAUGGAGAAGAUCUUAAAGGAUUCAACAGGACACAGCAGCCAG
Molecule: messenger RNA, 3466 nt
Organism: Salarias fasciatus (jewelled blenny)
Lineage: Eukaryota; Metazoa; Chordata; Actinopteri; Blenniiformes; Blenniidae
Product: SLIT-ROBO Rho GTPase-activating protein 1-like
Biological process (GO): signal transduction
Molecular function (GO): protein binding
Source: RefSeq, a predicted model, not a curated record